AUGAUUGAUGAUGAACAACUGGGGUUUCUCGCCAAUUUUCUCGGCAUUUUUAUAUUCGCGCUGGUAAUUGCUUACCAUUACGUGAUGGCUGACCCAAAAUAUGAAGGAAACUGAACUAAUUAUGUUAUUUCUACUUUUAACUUUUUUUCAUAUAUAUGGAACUAAUUUAGAAAAAAACUCAAUACAUUCGUAUUAGACUCCUAUUUUUUAUAUGAAUUUAUAUUAUACUAUGUUAGUUCUAUUUGCACCA
Molecule: messenger RNA, 250 nt
Organism: Gossypium arboreum
Lineage: Eukaryota; Viridiplantae; Streptophyta; Magnoliopsida; Malvales; Malvaceae
Product: dolichyl-diphosphooligosaccharide--protein glycosyltransferase subunit 4A-like
Exons: 1
Coding region: 1-114 (37 amino acids)
Source: RefSeq, a predicted model, not a curated record